Molecule: messenger RNA, 1040 nt
Organism: Suillus subalutaceus
Lineage: Eukaryota; Fungi; Basidiomycota; Agaricomycetes; Boletales; Suillaceae
Product: glycoside hydrolase family 16 protein
Exons: 13
Coding region: 63-959 (298 amino acids)
Biological process (GO): glucan catabolic process
Molecular function (GO): hydrolase activity, hydrolyzing O-glycosyl compounds
Source: RefSeq, a predicted model, not a curated record
AAACCUGGCCCAGAAAUCGUUCGGUCACCAGUUGAAGAUUCUUCAUGUAUUCUAUAGUCAUCAUGCGUAUUGACUUUCAUUCUUUCGUCAUCUUGGCCCCCGCUGUAACAAUGACAUUGGGUGCGACGUACCAAAGGUCGAGCCAGCUCGCAGGCCAGAGCUUCCUUGACGCAUUCAGUUUCCAAGCCAUCCCGGACCCCACCAACGGCAGAGUGACCUAUGUCAAUGAGACGGACUAUACUACGACAUUGUCCUCCUCCGAUCCGGGAAGAAAUUCUUUUCGAAUCGAGUCAAAUAUCCAAUAUGAAACUCAUGUAGCAAUUUUCGAUAUUGCGCAUAUGCCACAAGGUUGUGGAACAUGGCCGGCUAUUUUGGGGGCAAACUGGCCGAAUGAAGGCGAAGUGGACAUUGUAGAAGGUGUCAAUGAUCAAACUCCCAACACAUGCAGUCUACACACGGGCUCUAAUUGCACAAUGCCCUCUUCUCGCCCAAUGACAGGGUCAGAUCGUUCAUCGAGUCUCCAGGUAUUCGCACCUCUGAUGGUACCGACUGCGACGCAUACUGAUAACGGCAAUUCUGGGUGUGGAGUCAGUAUUAACGACGACAAGAGCUAUGGUCCGCAGUUUAACAGCAACGGUGGUGGCUGGUAUGCGAUAGAAAGGAGCUCAAGACUGAGUGACUCUGUUCCAAGCGACAUCAACUCUCCUGGGUCAAGCAUCAAUACUAGCAAUUGGGGGACACCAGCCGCAUACUUUCCCGAUACUGAUUGCGAUUUCUCCACUCAUUUUGGAGAGCACAACAUCAUCAUCAACCUUACAUUUUGCGGUGACUGGGCAGGCAGCAGUUCAGUUUACGCUGCGUCUGGAUGUCCAUCUACAUGUGUCGACUACGUAGACGACAACCCAUCAGCAUUCGAGAACGCUUAUUUUGAGUUUAACUCGUUAAACAUCUACCAAUGAGGCUCGCGUUUUGUGUGGAAUGCCGUACCAGAAGCUACAAAGUAUUAAACUAUACUAACAUCACUUGUAUGUCCAGAAACC